CCUCGACUACUCAUUCACGAACCCGAUCAUUCACACGCUUUUACUUAGGCAUUCGCCAGAGCCUACUAUCUCGUUCCUCUUUCAUCCAAGAUGGCGGGUGAUGAAAGCGGUUCGACGCUCGGGCAGCCUCACCUGGCUAAACAGGACCUCAACACUUUGAAUGUGUCCACCCUGACGCCCCUCUCUCCAGAGAUCAUCAGCAGACAGGCCACCAUCAACAUCGGCACCAUUGGUCAUGUGGCCCAUGGAAAGUCCACGGUGGUGAAAGCCAUUUCUGGAGUUCACACCGUCCGCUUCAAGAACGAGCUGGAGAGGAACAUCACCAUCAAGUUAGGAUAUGCCAACGCGAAGGUCUACAAGCUGGACGACCCCAGCUGUCCCAGACCGGAGUGCUAUCGGUCAUGUGGCAGCAGCACUCCGGAUGAGUUUCCCACAGACAUCCCAGGAACCAAAGGACACUUCAAGCUGGUCAGGCACGUGUCAUUCGUGGACUGUCCCGGUCACGACAUUUUGAUGGCGACCAUGUUGAACGGCGCCGCGGUCAUGGACGCAGCUCUGCUGCUGAUCGCGGGGAACGAGUCGUGUCCUCAGCCUCAGACGUCGGAGCAUCUGGCUGCCAUAGAGAUCAUGAAGCUGAAGCAUAUCCUGAUCCUGCAGAACAAGAUCGACCUGGUGAAGGAGAGCCAGGCUAAGGAGCAGCACGAGCAGAUCCUGGCCUUCGUGCAGGGCACAGUAGCUGAGGGCGCCCCCAUCAUUCCCAUCUCAGCCCAGCUCAAGUACAACAUCGAGGUGGUCUGUGAGUACAUCGUGAAGAAGAUCCCAGUUCCCGUCAGAGACUUCAUCUCCGAGCCCAGACUCAUCGUCAUCAGAUCUUUUGACGUGAACAAGCCCGGCUGCGAGGUGGACGAUCUGAAAGGAGGCGUGGCCGGAGGAAGCAUCCUGAAGGGAGUCCUGAAGGUCGGCCAGGAGAUCGAGGUGCGGCCGGGAAUCGUCUCCAAAGACCAGGAAGGAAAGCUGAUGUGCAAACCCAUCUUCUCCAAGAUCGUGUCUCUGUUCGCUGAACACAACGACCUGCAGUACGCCGCGCCCGGAGGCCUGAUAGGUGUGGGCACAAAGAUCGACCCGACGCUGUGCCGGGCUGACCGCAUGGUCGGCCAGGUUCUGGGGGCUGUUGGCGCGCUGCCUGAGAUCUUCACGGAGCUGGAGAUCUCCUACUUCCUGCUCAGAAGGCUGCUGGGAGUGCGCACAGAAGGGGACAAGAAAGCAGCCAAGGUCCAGAAACUGUCCAAAAACGAGGUUCUGAUGGUGAACAUCGGCUCGCUGUCAACAGGUGGGCGUGUCAGCGCCGUCAAGGCCGAUCUGGCCAAGAUCGUCCUCACCAACCCCGUGUGCACGGAGGUGGGGGAGAAGAUCGCUCUGAGUCGGCGUGUGGAGAAACACUGGCGUCUGAUUGGUUGGGGGCAGAUCAGAAGGGGCGUGACCAUCACACCCACAGUGGACGACGACUGAGAAGAGCUCCCAGCCGAGCCACUCAUCUAGUGUUUAUUUUGUUUUUAUUUGGCCUCACGGAGGAAGAGGACGAGGAAGAGAACCAGCAGGAACACCUGGGGAGGAGGCUCCUCUGUUUCUCUGCUCCUCCUGUCUGUUCAGCUGCAGCAGAGGAGCGCAGGAGCAGAGGAGCAGCUUUGGACUUGGAGAACAAUCCUGCAGCCUGCAGGAGUCCAUCAGUGCAGAGGAAACCCUGUGCUGCAGCAGAUGUCAGCUCAAUAAAGGAAAUUUCCAAACAUC
Oryzias latipes (Japanese medaka) is the source of this 1788-nucleotide messenger RNA. RefSeq names its product eukaryotic translation initiation factor 2, subunit 3 gamma (gene eif2s3). Gene Ontology annotation, molecular function: translation initiation factor activity; GTPase activity; GTP binding. Gene Ontology annotation, biological process: formation of translation preinitiation complex. Lineage: Eukaryota; Metazoa; Chordata; Actinopteri; Beloniformes; Adrianichthyidae. The record is from RefSeq and is a predicted model, not a curated record. Gene Ontology annotation, cellular component: cytosol; eukaryotic translation initiation factor 2 complex.